GUCGCCUGGCCAUCGAUGAUAUCCCGACCGGUGCUGCACGGAGGGGCAUGGACAACUUUUUCAGCCCUCAGGACUGCGUGGAGUUUAUGAGGUUCACGCGAGACCAGAUCGUACUCAUGCUGGAACUGCUCAUGGUGCCUGCCAUCAUUCGGACAGAGUGUGGCGUUGUGGUGGGCGGACGAGAGGCCCUUUGCGUGCUGCUGUACCGACUUGCGUUCCCGUGCCGUUUGAAGGACAUGCGUCUGGUUUUCGGCCUGAGCGAAUCCUGUAUCUGCGAGACUUUCAAUUGGAUGCUACACAUCAUGGAUGUCAAGUUGCGGUUCCUCCUCUCCCUGGACGUUCAACGGCUGGUACCUAAGCUUCGUACUUUUGCGGAGGCGGUUUACAACAAAGGUUGUCCCCUGACACACUGUUGGGCCUUCAUCGACGGAACUGUGCGCGGUAUUGCAAGGCCUAUACGCAACCAGCGCUUUUUCUACAGCGGGUACAAGAGGAAGCACGCCAUCAAGUUCCAAGGAGUCGUGACGCCAGACGGGCUGAUUGAUGACCUGUACGCCGCAGAGGUUGGAACGAGGCACGACGGCUACUUGCUUGCGCAGUCUGCACUACUUGAGAAGCUACAGACCCACAUGAACAGCCCUUCAGGCCACCCGUAUUGCUUGCAUGGUGAUCCAGCGUACGGUCAGACCGAUCACGUACAGUGCCCUUUUAGUGCAUCUGUCAAUGGCCUCCUUUCUUCCGCGAUGAGAAACUUUAACAAGAGCAUGAGCCAACGCCGAGUGACGGUCGAAUGGGGCUUCAAGGAGAUGACUAGCAAGUGGGCCUUCGUUGGCAUGAAGUGCCAGCAGAAGUUCCUGCUGAGCCCUGUAGCAACGCAGUACAACGUAGCAACACUGUUGUCAAACUUCCACUCCUGCCUGAACGGCGGCAACCAGAUUUCACAGUACUUUGGAGUAGAGCCUCCCACGCUGGAAGAGUACCUCAAGGUGUAAGCCUCAGCGGUUUGUCAGGGAAAUAUGUUAGUCC
Messenger RNA from Ectocarpus sp. CCAP 1310/34, 1026 nucleotides. Lineage: Eukaryota; Phaeophyceae; Ectocarpales; Ectocarpaceae. The record is from the annotation of a GenBank genome assembly.